UUGGGUGUGGAAAGGAAACAGCUACAUAUGCUGUGCACGGGCCCGAUCAACGUAACUGCCGGCAGACGGAAAGGGAUGAAACCCUUACUCUACGGGGCCGGCGCGUGGAAAUCUGUGGUGAAAAAGAAAUGAAAACGGUCAUCUCCGAUGCAUACACCAAACUAACUCUCGCUCCUUCGAAUUCAUUCAAUUUUUAUUCUCUGACAGACGCAGACUCGAACGCACGUACAUCCACGCGCCCGAACGAUCUGUGUGUACGGGGUUGUCUCUCGAACGUAAAGCAAAACCCGUAAUCAGAAACAAAAAAAAAAAAAUAAACCAAAACGGACCCGGCAAAAACAGAAGUGUCCGGAUCGUUGGUGAAGGUUUGCUUCGGUAUUUUUUCUUGUCGUUCUGUGGAAAGUGUUUACCGUGUCGAAUUCGCGAUAGGUAUUCGGAAGGAUUUUAUCGAUAUUCUCGUUUAUCGCAUACACAGCAGUGUUCAGUGAUUCAGUGUGUCUUGGUUGUUGGUGUCGCUUGUUGGCAAAAAGGUCUCAUUCAUGUUUUGUGAUUAGUAAAAGUGAUAUUGCGGUUUAGCAAUCGUAAUAGCCUGUGCAACAGCAAAAAAAAAACACACAUACAUGUUUGAUCGAUCGAUCGAUCGAAGCGUAGCAGUGCAGUGCCAUUUCCAACAUCAAAUCACGCAUCAAAUGAGGUCAACUAUGUCAUACGACGUUAGUUGCCGAUUGCGUUCAAAGUGUUCGCCGCUUAGCAUUUGCUAGUGGAUGAUGUGGUGACAAGCCUUAACAGAGUGUUUGCAAAACAAUUUGUUCGUGUCCCUUAACGAACCACCAAAAACGCUCCCUUGGAUAAUAGAUAGUGCUUGCUGGAUUGGUACUCAAUAACUCCCAAAAGUAAAACACCCAAGAAAUCAACGAACCCCGAAUUCGUGCAUUCGUCUUAGUGUGAGUGUAUCCGAUAAUAGUGGUGUAGUUUGGUCGCAAAUCUUCAUGCUAAAAUCGUCAGGAAUGACUGUAACUCCGGUACGAAUGGCGAUGACCAGCCCGACGGUGCCCAUGCAGCAGAAAAGUAAUACGCGGAUCAGCAACUUCAGUGUCGCCUCACUGUUGGCGGACACGCGGCCCAAAACCCCUAACGCCCACCAUGCAAUCAUCACCUCCGGCAGUACCACCACCACCACCCCCACGGCCACCCUCACCCCCCUCAGUCCGCUGAUGGUGCAUGGUCCGCACGGUGUCCUGCACCAGGCGGCAAUGACGAUGACGACGACGACGUCCCUGCCCGGUGCGUCACCGUCCGGCGAUAUCCUGCCAGCGAAUCUGUCCUCGCACACGACCAGUUCCUCCUCGCCCCGGUCCCAGCACGAUGCCAGCUCGCUGAAAAACGUCGACACCGAUCGGGCCGACACACCGCACAGUUUGCUCGAAUCGGACGAUUACGACUCGAACCACGACGAGGAGGAAGACUCGAUCGUCGACAUCGAGGAUAUGGAUCACGAGCUGAGCGAGAGUGGAUCGGGUCGCAAGGGCAGCGGAUCACCGGGGUCUCCGUCGACGAUGGGACUGCCGCACGGAUCGCCGCCAGCGGCCGCCCUAGCUGCCGCGGCCGGUCACGUACCGAUCCGGCCCACGCCGUUCAGUGCGCUGGCAGCGGCGGCAGCGGCCUGGGGUGGCAUGAGCGGUGGCGUCCCAUGGCCCGGCGCUCGCCAGAUGCCACCGUUCGGACCACCCGGUCUCUUCCCGGGCCAAGGUUUCGGUGCCGGUCAGCUUGGUGGAGAUAACGAACCACCCCGUAUCAAGUGCAACCUGCGGAAGCAUAAACCGAACCGGAAGCCACGCACACCCUUCACCACCCAGCAGCUGCUGUCGCUCGAGAAGAAGUUCCGCGAAAAGCAGUACCUCAGCAUAGCGGAACGGGCCGAGUUUAGUUCGUCGCUGCGGCUUACCGAAACGCAGGUGAAGAUUUGGUUCCAGAACCGGCGGGCCAAGGCGAAGCGAUUGCAGGAAGCGGAGCUGGAGAAGAUUAAGAUGGCGGCGCUCGGACGUGCACCCGGUGCCCAGCUGUACAUGGGUUACUUCCAUCCGAGCUUAAUGGGUGGUGCGAUGCAUCUGGGAUAAGCCGCGGUGUCAGUAACGAUCUCCCCCCGGGUCUCCCCUCGGGUGUAGAGAAAGGUCGUAGGCCAAUCCCAACAAAAAACCAACAAAACAAAAAAAACCAACAAACCAACAAAACCUACCAACCAAUCAACCAUUGUGAAUAUUAGCAUUUAAGUGUCUAUUGCUAAACGACUGUUGCAUACUCCUAAGAUAGUACUGCCGAAGUGUGAGGUUAUGUAUGAUUAGGUAUUUAUUUUAGUUUUCUCAUCCAAACGUCCUAACACUCACAAGAACUCCUCCAUCUCCCCAUCCAACCAAACUCCCCUCAAGCCCGGAUUCGAAAUUCCGGUCUUCCCUGCCAAAGUAAAUGCCCUCCCUUCCUUCUUUGGUUGCCUUCUGCCUAUUGCCUCGAGGCGUUCAACAAAACCCGUCCAUAGGCGUCCCGGCAGGCGAGAAGAGUUUAAUUUUAUUUAUUCCUAAACGCGUUUUUAGUCCCCCUCCCUCUCCUCUCCGCACCCUUCCUCCUCCGCCUCCUUCUUAUCAUCCAACGUUCUUCCCUAUUGCGGCUUGUUGAGAUACCCGCAGCACGUCAUAGUCAGGCAAGAUUUUUGUAAAUAUCAAUCGUAAAGCUUCGGUACGCAUCGUGGCGCAUUGUUGAGUGGUGUGUUGGGCCAACAAACACGUCAGUGCCGGCGAGACAAAAUAUAACCUCUCCACACAAAAAAAAACCCGCCAUUUGUAAAUAUUAUCCCACGAAACGCAUUUGGCAUGCCAAGGAGCGUGCGAAACGUUUUCGGCCAAUUUGCUCCCUUUCCCUUCCGUCUUUUGCGUUGCGGUGGCCCUUUUAGUCCGUGAUCGGGACGCCUAAUGUGCACCUUCGUCGGCCUUUUUUUGGGAGAGGGGUGAAACAAACUUUUGUCCUACUAUCCUUCCCAUUCCCACUUCCCUUCCCGGCACAAUUGUAACGAAUUCGGCUACGGUGGACGCCGUUGGACAAUACGGGUUUUUGAGCGUUUUUCGAUUAGGAAGCGUUCAAAUGGAAGGGUGGGGGAGGGAAGGAAAAACCUCAAGAGUGUGCACGGUUUUAAUUUCUUAAUUUUUUGUAAAUAACAACAGCUCGUAAUGUGAGACACACGAAUUAAAGGGGGAGCAGGCGCCGCUAGGGGUUGCAAUGGGGGUUGCAGGGGGGACGAAAAUCGAGAUGAAAAAAAGCUUAAAAGGCAAACAGUGUGAGCGCGCUGUUUCGUGGAGAUUUCCGAUCGGUUGAGUUAUGCGUCCGAUCUGAUCCGCAGGUGAAUGUCAGGUGUAAAUAGAGUAGUGGUAGGCUAGUAGGCAAACGACGGGAAAGACGACGAAAGGUGGACAGUUUGAGGCGUUUUGUUUAAAUGUGACAGCUUCUUCGCCAUUGUGUGUGUGUGUCGAGGGCUAAUAGAGGGGUGCCGUUUUGAUGGUAAGCCUCCGAUGUUUGUGUGUCGUGUGCCCGAACUCGAUCGAUUUCUUAUCCAAUUGCUGCCAAAGUUGUACAGAAACCUGGUGGAGGAUGGGACGUGAGCAGUGAAAACCACUUAAGUGGAAGGUAAAUAAGGUUAAUUUGAAGCCUCAAGCAAAAACUCAUAAACAAUUGAAUCGGGCAUCCGGACCACAAAAUCUAACCAGCGAUGAAAAAUGGAUCAGGCAAGGUGUCGUAUGGCUAGGACAGGACAAAGCAUAGGACAAACAGGCAAGAGUAGUUUGUGGGGGGAAGUUUUUUUUGGUCUGUUGGUUCAGACGAUGUGACGCACACACGCCAUUUGUGCAAAUGGACGGGCGCUUGAUGCUGUGCUCUAUUGGAAACGAAUGGUGAGACAUUUGGUAUUAUUUCGACUGGUCGCUUCCCCGUAGUCGAAAGCUGCACACUAGGAACAAUAAGCAACAAAACAGUGAAGCGUAAGAAAAUAUCAUGCAAAUGUAAGUGCUAGCGUGUAAGGGUAGAUACAAAUAUGCUGGUGAUUUGAACACUAAGAAUACUAAGAAAAGAAAAAAAGAAAAGAAAAAUAUAUACAAUAAAUAAUUAAAAACAAA
Molecule: messenger RNA, 4157 nt
Organism: Anopheles funestus (African malaria mosquito)
Lineage: Eukaryota; Metazoa; Arthropoda; Insecta; Diptera; Culicidae
Gene: Dr
Product: muscle segmentation homeobox
Exons: 2
Coding region: 990-2117 (375 amino acids)
Biological process (GO): embryonic morphogenesis; regulation of transcription by RNA polymerase II
Cellular component (GO): nucleus
Molecular function (GO): DNA-binding transcription factor activity, RNA polymerase II-specific; RNA polymerase II transcription regulatory region sequence-specific DNA binding
Source: RefSeq, a predicted model, not a curated record